CAGAUAAUUCAUUUUAGAGACGUAUUUGAUCGUUGGUAUAUCACUGUUUAAGGGAACUGUCGCAGUGAAAAUGCUGAGGGAAAUAAUUGCAUUCUGUGUCCUUGCAUCUGUAACAGCUGCACCAAACAUUCAUUCUGACCUUAUUACCUGUGAGAUUUGCCAUGUGGCGGUUCAUGAUCUCCAGAAACUCGUUGCGGAAAAUGCCACACAGUUUACAGUUGAGGCGAAACUGGAAGAUAUCUGCAGCAGACUAACAUCUCACGUGGAGGACUGUCUUGGGUUUGUCAGAUCAAAGGCCCCGGACAUAUUCAAUACACUAUCACAAAAGCUGGAUCCAGAGAGUAUAUGCAUUCAGCUAGAUGUUUGUCCAAAACCAACAGAAGAUUUAGAAAGGAAGAUAUCUGAUGUUAUAAGUGAACCAACACUAGCACAGGCAAACCAGAUAGAAUGUGAAAUUUGCAAACUUUUAGUGACAGAAUUUGACAAUCUCCUGCAAGGGAACAAAUCUGAGGAAUUGGUCAUAAAAACUGUCCACAACCUCUGCAAUGCACUACCAGAUGCUUUCAAAAAAUUUUGCGAUGCCUAUGCACCGCAGAUCAUAGAACUGAUCGUCUCUGGUGUCGAUCCAAAGAAAGCUUGUGAUGAACUUAAAUUAUGCACAGAGGGAGGUACAUUAGCAGAUAAGAGCAACAAAGUACAGACAAAUCAACCGACAGAGGACCCAAUAUGUGAAGUUUGUAAACUGAUUGUAACUGAAGUGGAUUGGUACAUCAAGAGAAAUGCAUCAUCUGAGACAAUUAAUACAACCGUUAGCAAAGUCUGCAAUAAACUUCCUUCUGCAUUUAAGAUACUGUGUAACACUUUGGCCCCUGGUAUUGUUAAACACCUGGAAGCAGGAUUUGACCCUGCCUCUACCUGUGUGUAUCUGAAGCUCUGCUCCCAAAAUGCAGAAUUAGUCGAAUUCAAUCGCAAAGACGAGGCCAAUCCAUUGGAAUGUGAAAUUUGCAAACUUCUGAUAAACGAAUUGGACAAAUAUUUAAUCACAAAUGACACAAAAGAGAAAGUUGAAGAAGCUGUGAUGAAGUUCUGUGACAGCCUGCCUCCAGAAAUCAAAUCUUUUUGUGAUGAAUUCAAAGAUAAAAUUGUCCAGGCAGUUAUCGAUGGACUCACUGGAGAUGAAAUUUGCAAGGUUAUUAAACUUUGUGACGGUUCCAAACCUGAGGAUGAUUUUUCACAAGUCCCUGUUCCACAAAUCGAAGAAGCAACUAAUGAAGUUGGGGAUCUUAAGUGUGAACUCUGCACGAUUCUCAUUAACCUGUUAGACGACAUGCUUGCGAGGAAUGCCACCAUUGGCAAUAUAAAUAACACGGUGUAUUAUAUUUGUGAUCAACUUCCGGCUGACGUUAAAUCAUCAUGUGACCUAAUUGCACCAACAAUAGUUAAAAAGAUAGAAGGAGGAUUUGACCCAACAACAGCUUGUAAAGAUAUAAAACUGUGUACACAAAGUUUUUCAGGUGUUGUAGAUGAAGCCUUGGAGAAUAUUGCCAGCAAAAUCAAAGAACAAAACGCGGAAAAGAAAAUAGCCGAGGAUGCAAAAUGUGAGCUCUGCGAAUUCCUUGUAAAUAUAAUAGAUCAGGAACUGGGACAAAAUGCUUCAUUUGACAAAAUAAACAACACCAUGUACUCACUUUGUAAUCUACUUCCAACCGGCAUUAAAGCAACAUGUGAACUUAUAGCACCGACAAUAGUAAAAGAACUGGCACAAGGUCUUAAUCCACUGAAGACUUGUGAAACAUUGAAGCUUUGUACGAAUGGAACAAUUUAUACAGGACUAAUGGAAGGAUUCCGGGAACAUGUUUCUAAAAUAAUGAGAGGACCCUCUGCAAUAUCGCCUCAGGACGCAAAGUGUGAACUUUGUGAAUUUCUAGUAAAAAUAGUUGACCAAGAACUUGGACAAAAUGCUUCUUUAGAGAAAAUAAACAGUACUAUUUAUGGUCUUUGUAAUCUCCUACCAGCUACAAUCAAGGCUACGUGCAAUCUUGUAGCGCCAUCUAUAGUCUCAGAGCUGGCCAAAGGUCUGGAUCCACUGAAAACUUGCGAAUCAGUGAAGCUGUGUACAAACGGAUCUCUGAGUUUCGUUGAAAUUGAAAAAUCCGAAAAAGAAUUCAUCUCUCAAGUAGAACAAAUAAAGGAUAGUCCUGCGUGUGAAGUUUGUGAGUUCGUGGUUCAGAUCGUGGACGAAUACAUAAAGAGUAAUACCUCAGGGGAGAGCAUCAACACCACGGUCUACAAGAUCUGUGCGCUCCUCCCCGAACCUGUUAAAGAUUUGUGCAAUACAGCAGCGCCGAAUAUUGUGAAAACCAUUGAAGAUGGAGUAGAUCCGAAAAAAGCAUGCACAGAAAUUAAACUUUGCAAUAACGGGACCUAUUCUGUGACCCUGACAUUACCUGGUGUGUCAUGUGAAAUGUGUCAUGGAAUGGUGGAAGCUGUUCUUCCUCGACAGUUUACAGAACAAUUGGCCCUUAGACUGUGCGAGGUCACGUGUCCACGUGAACACGUCAGACAUAGAAGAUCAGUGGUGAAAAAAUCCUCACACUUUGUUUCAGAUCUCAUCAAUAAAGAAGAGGAAAAGUUGAAAGUUGGUGAGGAUAUUGAAUGUGAUGUGUGCAUUUGGCUUGCAGAAGCUACUAAUAUUUUCUUAGAAGACAACAAGACUGAAAACACUAUUCAAGAAUAUCUUGAUAAUAUCUGUCGUUUUAUACCAGAACCAUACAGCAAAACGUGCUUGAACACGGUGCCUUUGAUCAUCAAGGAGUUAGAAAACGGAUUUGAACCAAAGAAAUUAUGCAAAGAAAUAGUUCCAGAGGAUUGCAAAAAUGUGACUAAAAUAGUUGGAGACACACCUGAAGCUCUGAUGUCAAUGGUCCCCAAAAGUGACCAAUCCGAUGAGAAAUGCGACUUGUGCAAGAAAGUCGUAAAGACUCUUGUAGAUUCACUGGGUAAAGAUGACUGUUCCACUUUUGUCAAGAAGGAAUACUCAGUGAUAGUUGGCAAAAUCAUUCAAAAGCUUUUGGAUCCAACGACUGUUUGUGAGAUGGUCAAUGUUUGUCCAAAGGAGUAA
This is a messenger RNA of Saccostrea cuccullata (small rock oyster), 3121 nucleotides long. RefSeq lists its product as uncharacterized. The record is from RefSeq and is a predicted model, not a curated record. Gene Ontology annotation, biological process: sphingolipid metabolic process. NCBI's taxonomy places the organism in Eukaryota, Metazoa, Mollusca, Bivalvia, Ostreida, Ostreidae. The transcript is spliced from 30 exons. Gene Ontology annotation, cellular component: lysosome. Bases 71 to 3121 code for a protein of 1016 amino acids.